CUGCGUUCAGGGCCAGCAGCCUUCCUGCUUCCUUCCCCUUUGUAAGAAUGGGUUUCAGGUUACUGUAUGUGCAGAGGUCCAGUCUAGACACAGCAAAACUGAUGCAAAUAGUCCAGACUCACCAGAGGGUUGAAUGCAUCUGCUUUGUCUGCACCAUUCAGCAUUUUCCUUGCAAAGUUAAACGUGUGGACCAGAGCUAAUGAAGCGUCAUGAUCUCCAGCCAACGUGGAACCAGCUGCAGUAAAUGAGGCUCCUCGUGACCAGAGUGGAUUCCUCCUCUGUCCUGCAGGUCCAGAAGGAUCAAGUUGUUCCCGUCUACAUCAUCAACGUCCUCCUUUCUGACCUGAUUCAGCUCUGCUGCAUGGUGGUUGAAGUGUCGCUUCAGCCGCUCAACUCCGACCUCUUCUUCUUCGUCUACUACUUCGGUGUGGUGGCCGGCGUGGGCUUCAUGGUGUGCGUGGCUCUGGAGAGGUACCUGGUGGUGGCCUGGCCGCUGUGGUACCGCUUCAGACGAACGCUGGGCGUCUCGCUGGCGGUCUCUGCCGUGGUCUGGACUCUUCCUCUGCUCUACAUCCUCCCUGUGCAUUUCCAGGCGGACUUUGUCGUCAGUGAAACCAUUCUGGCCGUGGUCUUCCUGCUGCCCUACCCGCUGCUCCUGUUCUUCCUCGGCGGGACCCUCAGAGCCUUGUACACCUCCAUCAGCGUCCCUGCUGCUGAAAAGCGGAGGAUUGUGGCGGUUCUGGUUCUGGUGGUGCUCAUUUACACGCUGAUUUUCCUGCCCAGUGCCAUUUGGUCGCUGGCAGAAGAUGCCAGAAGUAACAACACCUUCAGCGAUUUGUCCUUCACUAUAAUCAAGUUCAGUCCUUUGGCCGACUUGUUCCUGUAUGUUUUCCUAAAGCAGGGAGGACUCGGGGACAAGCUUCUGGCCUUUGUCUGUUGCACAAUGGAAAGAAAUGGCAUCAGUAGAUCAGCAUGAAAGGAAACAAGACAUAAGUUACAAUUCAACUGUUAACAUGACUGAGUUUGAGUAGAUGGUUCUACUGUAAUAAACAUCAGUGUUUGUCUUUGUUGUGUGGGUUCUGUUAAAUCUUACAACAGCAGCUCACAGUGGAUGAGGUCAGACAUGCUGCUUCCUGUGGUCGCGCCCCCUUUGUCUUAACUGUAAACAAACAGGAAACCACAGUGUCACAGCAAAGAGCCCAACGGUGAAUGUGCAGCGCUGCGUCUACAGACAGAGCUCUGUAAAAGAUGGAGUAAAUGCUGGACGCCAUCACUUAUGUUUAUGUCAAUGCAUCACAGAGAAGCACGAAUCACUGCAUCCUCGAGAAAAGCACUGCAGACAUUUACACUGCAGCAUGUAUUUGCCUCAUAUUCACCCAGCACUCAUAGAAGCU
This is a messenger RNA of Betta splendens (Siamese fighting fish), 1394 nucleotides long. RefSeq names its product G-protein coupled receptor 4-like. Gene Ontology annotation, cellular component: membrane. Gene Ontology annotation, molecular function: G protein-coupled receptor activity. The record is from RefSeq and is a predicted model, not a curated record. The coding region runs from base 245 to 976 and encodes 243 amino acids. The transcript has 2 exons. Gene Ontology annotation, biological process: phospholipase C-activating G protein-coupled receptor signaling pathway; positive regulation of Rho protein signal transduction. NCBI's taxonomy places the organism in Eukaryota, Metazoa, Chordata, Actinopteri, Anabantiformes, Osphronemidae.